AUGGGUGACUGGAGUUUCUUGGGGAACAUCUUGGAGGAAGUGAACGAGCACUCCACGGUCAUCGGCAGAGUGUGGCUCACUGUGCUUUUCAUCUUUCGGAUCCUCAUCCUUGGCACAGCUGCAGAGUUCGUGUGGGGCGAUGAGCAGUCUGACUUCGUGUGCAACACCCAGCAGCCAGGCUGCGAGAACGUCUGCUAUGACGAGGCCUUCCCCAUCUCGCACAUCCGCCUCUGGGUCCUGCAGAUCAUCUUUGUCUCCACUCCAUCUCUGAUGUACGUGGGACACGCGGUGCACCAUGUCCGCAUGGAGGAGAAGAGGAAGGACCGUGAGGCUGAGGAGCUGUGCCAACAGUCCCGGGGCAACGGUGGAGAGAGGGUGCCACUUGCCCCAGACCAGGGCAGCAUCAGGAAAAGCAGCAGCAGCAGCAAAGGCACUAAGAAAUUCCGCUUGGAGGGAACCCUGCUGAGGACCUACGUCUGCCACAUCAUCUUCAAGACCCUUUUUGAGGUGGGCUUCAUAGUGGGCCACUACUUCCUGUACGGUUUCCGGAUCCUGCCCCUCUAUCGCUGCAGCCGGUGGCCCUGCCCCAAUGUGGUGGACUGCUUUGUGUCCCGGCCCACUGAGAAAACCAUCUUCAUCCUGUUCAUGUUGUCUGUGGCCUUUGUGUCCCUCUUCCUCAAUAUAAUGGAGAUGAGCCAUCUGGGCCUGAAGGGAAUCCGGUCUGCCUUCAAGAGGCCCGUGGAGCAGCCAUUGGGGGAGAUUCCUGAGAAAUCCCUCCACUCCAUCGCUGUCUCCUCCAUCCAGAAAGCCAAGGGCUACCAGCUCCUAGAGGAAGAGAAAAUCGUGUCCCACUAUUUCCCUUUGACUGAGGUUGGGAUGGUGGAGACGACCCCACUUUCUGCCAAGCCUUUCAGUCAGUUUGAGGAGAAGAUCAGCACUGGACCCCUAGCAGACAUGUCCCGGGGUUACCAAGAAACACUACCUUCUUAUGCUCAGGUGGGGCCACAGGAAGAGGAAGGGGAGGAGCAGCCUGUAGAGGAGGGAGCAGAACCGGAAGUGGGGGAGAAGAAGCAGGAAGCAGAGAAGACCACAGAAGGGCAGGAGGUAGUGGCAGUGCCAGACGGGGAAAAAGUAGAGACCCCUGGAGUAGGGAAGGAGGGUGAGAAGGAAGAGCUGCAGGCUGAGAAGGUGACCAAGCAAGGGCUGUCCACUGAGAAGGCACCUUCGCUUUGUCCAGAGCUGAUGGUAGAUGACUCCAGGCCACUAAGCAGGCUGAGCAAAGCCAGCAGCCGGGCUAGGUCAGAUGAUCUAACCAUAUGA
Castor canadensis (American beaver) is the source of this 1320-nucleotide messenger RNA. Lineage: Eukaryota; Metazoa; Chordata; Mammalia; Rodentia; Castoridae. The record is from RefSeq and is a predicted model, not a curated record.